UCCGGACGAAGGCCACCCGCAUAGCACCCUCAUUCGCACAUCUGCGCCAUGGUGAAGGCCAGGCUAUCCCCGGCAGCAAAUCUGCUGCGGAAGUCGCGCUUGUUUGCACUUCCGCAGGCCCUGACUCCUCCCCAAGGUCUGCCAGCGGCAAGAAACGUCCAUGAAUCCGAUUCCGCUACCCUUCCUCACCCUAUCCGAGCGGCCAUUGUCACACCAGGUUCCUCUCUGCUAAAUGGUGACUGGGGCUUGAAGAGACCGCUACCUCCGAAGACGACGUCCGCUAGAUCCUCAAGGCCUGUGGUUCGAAUCAAUGCCCUCGAUACCUUUGAACAUACUACGGAUUUCGAAUCUGCUGCAGAUCAUACCGUGACCCUGGAGAAGUUCCAAGAGCUCCAUCUGCCCAUCUCGCUUCCUGAAAAAGUCAGCUACUCUAGCGGCAGUCUCCCUCGGCACUCCAGCCCUUUCGAGAGUUUCUUGGAUAACACCAACGAAAGCUUGGCCCUCAAAUCGCCUGACGCCAAGAAGUUUCGACAUUCUGGUCCAUACCUCGCCGGCCAAACGGAGGCGGAGUUUCAGGAGUACCUAAAGAGCGUGCGCCGGAGCAAGCCAGAGCUUAUGCAGAAGCUUCGCAAGUAUUUCAUUAAGAAGCGAACUGCCGAUCGGAAAAAGCAGGCUCAAGAUAGCGGAAACUUCGAGGGUAUCGACCAACCCAUCAAAUACACUGAAGCGGAGUUUCAGACCUGGAUCAAAUCGCUACGUACGGAUCCAUUCGCUUUGGGUCCAGUGAUAUUUGAAAUCCUGGACCUUCCACCGCCCCCGGUAGUGCCUAGCGAUAUGAUUGGACAGAAGUACUACCAACCUGCCACCUUGAAGCUCUCUUCUGAGGAGUAUGUCAAGGCCGGACCGCCGAAAACGCAUCCCUCAGCGGGAUUAUCCUACACCAGAACGCACGCCUUGCUUUACAACCAUCCCAGGUUCGGACCUCAGACUUUCCAACGCCCUGUUGAGGCACGUAUUUUGCGCCCGAAGAGAUUCAAGGGCAAGGCCGGACGGGCAGUUGGCGGUGUUGCCGGUAUUGCCGUGGAGGAUCUCAACGCCAUGUCUUUCACUGAUAAUGGCGGGCUACCUGGUCUCACCCAGUAUGACGCGAGCAUCCCGGGUGGUGCGAAGUAUUGGGUCAACCCUAUCCGGGCUUCCAUUGAUUCGGGGGGUCGCAUUGAAUUGGCUACUUUCCGCGCGACUCACAAGUCCAGAGCACCAUACGGUAUCGAGGAGUACCGCCCGCCUCAGACGUUGCACGUGUCCCCCAACGCCCAAGGCAGCCAGCGGACGGUGAUGAGGCUGGAUAGACCUCGUCUACAGAUUGGCGCGCGCUCAACGUCGCAAGAUAUGGGCCCACCUGAGGAACGCCCGGAAGCGCUUGUACAGUCUCUCAUGAAGGAUUUUGCCAAGAUCAAGGCAUGAACGAUACCUCAGGGUUUUGGUCCUAAUUUCUUGUUUCGUUGGCCCAAUUUGUUUCUAAGCUAAGGAGGAGCUAUGCGAUCUGUAUGAAUAUGUUGUUAGUUGGUCAAUUUAAAACUGAUCCUCC
Molecule: messenger RNA, 1588 nt
Organism: Aspergillus saccharolyticus JOP 1030-1
Lineage: Eukaryota; Fungi; Ascomycota; Eurotiomycetes; Eurotiales; Aspergillaceae
Product: mitochondrial 37S ribosomal protein bS1m
Exons: 1
Coding region: 49-1464 (471 amino acids)
Biological process (GO): mitochondrial translational initiation
Cellular component (GO): mitochondrial small ribosomal subunit
Molecular function (GO): structural constituent of ribosome
Source: RefSeq, a predicted model, not a curated record